GGAAAGGAGGACAGAGUUAAAAUUAUCCCCCCUCAAGCAAAUCCCUUUCAAUCUUAUCAGUGCGUUUGAGAUGGACUAGCCAGCUUGCGACUCCAUGGCUUGACAGCAGGAGACUGCUGUUGGCCUUGAGGAUUGGCAGAAUCCGGAAGGAUUACUGUGGUUGCCAAACACAGGAGAUCUGCAGUGCCAAAUGACUGUUGACCUUAGGUGUGGAGGAAGAAAGUAAUCCACACCUUCCACUGCUCUGUCCAAUCAGUCCCAGUACCGGAUUGUGAUGUGGGACACUGGAACUUUAUGGUAGUGUAUUUGAAAGAAUUAUGAGGAACUGAAUAACUGAAUAGUGGAAAUAGCAGCUGACUGCAGUUGUCACCUUAAAGGAUGUACUGUGGAUAGAUAAAGUGUGAUGUAAUGGAUCUCUUCAUCUACUUGCUGUUCCUCCAUGACCUUUUUACUUGGCUCACACUAGGCCAGCGAUAAAGAACAAGCAAACCUCAGCUGCAUAAAUGAGACUGUGAUUCACGAUGGCUACGGAUACAACCAGAGCCGUUUUGCCUUUGCUGCUGCCUUUCUCAGAAAAUAUGCACAUGGGUGGAAUCCUCCGAGGACUUUGCCCUCUACCUCUCCCCCUCGUCCCGCUUCUCCUCCUCUCAGUGAUGCCCUCUUUGGGUCUUACCAGUGUGCCAGGAUUAGAAUACGAUUGGGGAGCUCAGCCCAAGCUAGUUUGUACCCCCAUUCCUGCCGACGUUGACCCCAGCUGCUUUCCCCCUGGCAGUGUUGCCCAUGGGCCUCCCAGCAAUGGACAUGCCAAUGGUCACACCAAUGGACAUGCCAAUGGUCACACCAAUGGACACGGUAAUGGACAGUACACUGGCGGCUUGCCCAACAGCAGUGGUAGCCGCCGAGGCAUGUCAGACGAGGCAAAGGCUACCAUUCUUCACCUGAGGGAAAGUCUAGUGCGUCAGAAGGAGACCAUUCUGGACCAGCGGGAAACUAUACGAGAGCUGACGGCAAAACUGACACUCUGUGAGGGCUUUGGGAGGGGUGCAGGCGGUCACCACGAUGACCACCACGGCACAUCACACCACGGCUCCCACCACUCCCCCCAUCACUUUGACAGUGACCAUCAUUCUGACCCUCAUUAUCCUCUCAACGGCCACCGCAAUGACCAUCAUAGAGGGAAGUCACCAUAUCUGGGCAAACAGGGCUUCUCUCCUGAACAGGCAGGCAAGACAUUGCAGACUCUUAAAGAGAGACUGGAGAAUUUACAGGCAAGGAAUUCUUCCAGCACCUAUUCCAGUUCACUGAGGGACCUUCUGCAGCGCAAAAUCAAUGCACUGGAAGAGCAGCUCCACCACCACUAUGACGGCCAUCAUGACUCUGGACACCACGAUAGCCACCACGGACCUGGCCACCACGACGAUCACCACGACAACCAUCACCCUAACAGCCACGAUGACCACCAUGGAGCUCACAGUGAAGACCACCACGACACCCACAACGCCAACCACCACGACGACCACCACUUCGGCCACCAUUACAAUCCCUAUUACGGCCAUCGCUACGACCGGCACGGUACACUUCACGGUGAUCACCAUGACGAUCACCAUGAUGAUCACCAUGACGACCAUCAUGACGACCAUCAUGACGACCACCAUGACGACCAUCAUGAUGACCAUCAUGACGAUCACCAUGACGAUGGUCAUCAUGGCACUGAUCAUGGAAACCAACCCCGAACCCCUCACAAACCGACAGGGUCGAGAGCACCUGCCCGUGGAUCCAACAACAAGCUGGAUACUGUUCUCAGCCAUCUGUAUCACAGGCCACCUGAAGCAGGUUCCGUCAAGAAGCCUAAGAAUCCUGAUGCCUUUCAGAUCGGAUUUCCCAUGCGCACCAACUACAUGUAUGGCCGGAUCAAGCGCACUCUUCUGAAUGAAAUCUUUGCCCUCACCGUUUGCCUGUGGGUGAAAGGGGGCUCAGGGCCAGGACUUGGCACUCCUUUCUCUUACUCUGUUCCUGGCCAGGCUAAUGAGCUUGUCCUGAUCGAAUGGGGCAACAAUCCGAUGGAAUUACUUGUGAAUGACAAAGCGGUGACUCUGCCCCUUUCUCUGACAGAUAGUAAGUGGCACCAUCUGUGCGUGUCAUGGUCGACUCGUGAUGGUGUGUGGGAGGCGUAUCAGGACGGAGUAAAAAGGGGCUCUGGUGAAAAUCUGUCCCCAUGGCAUCCAAUAAAACCAGGUGGAGUGUUCAUACUGGGCCAGGAACAGGACACUCUGGGCGGACGCUUCGAUGCCACACAGUCCUUUGUGGGAGAAAUGUCAGACCUCCAGCUGUGGUCACGUGUUCUGAACUCUCAGGAGAUCCACAACCAGGCCUCCUGUUCCAGCCACCUCACUGGAGACAUCAUCGCUUGGAGCGAUGCCAUUGUAGAACUGCAUGGAGGGGUCACCAAAUACCCCUUUGAUCCUUGUCACUGAAGUUCUGAGGUUAACUGACACUGACUCACAAAGCAGCUCCUAAUGAGUUGUGUCUAAUCGUGUUUUGCUGCUCAAACACGUCAGCUUCUCUCCUUUCAAGCCUCCCACUUGCAGCAUGAGGUGAAAGCUUGCUGAGACUCUAAGAGAUAAGAGACAGGAGAAGGAGCUGUGUCAGGACUACCACUGCUGCUGCUGUUGUUGAUGCUGCUGCUGCUGCUAAUACUGCUUUUUGGGCAACAUCUAAGCCAGGCUAAUGCAGUAGGAUUUGUUAUUUUUACGUGGGUCAAUAUAGGCUGUGGGAACUUAGCCACUUAGCACUUUAUUAGCUGAAGUGUUUAUUCAAAUUAAACACUGAGCCCUGAUACACUGAAGUGUCAAAGACACUCAACAUACAAUGUGUUGUUCAAUGAUUUAAUAAUAUGGUUUUUGUUUGAUAUUUGAGUUGAUUUAAUAAUGAAGGGAACUUAAGAACACUAAGAAAGUCAUUUUGAUGAAAAGGUGAGUGAUGGUCAGUUGGUCAUAGUUACGUAAAGACCAUUGACAUUUCUAUUAGACCUUGACGCUGCUCUAAGCAGCAUGGGGCAGCCACCAUGUUUUAGAGGCCUAUUUAAACUUUACUUGAUCGAAAUGUUUCAUACUGAUUUUUCUAAACUAGUCUUCAUUUAGUUCUGUUAAUAGAUUAUAAUCCAAGGUGCUCUUCCAGCCUGCUUUUCUCUUUUCGAGUCACAUGUACAGUAUACUCUGGCUGCUGGGAAAAGGAAAAAUCUUGUAUGUUUUUAUAUGAAUGUAAGUAUAUCAAUAAAAUGAAAAACCAAAAACAAUAAAUAACUAAAUGGGACAUAUAGUACUGUGCAAAUGUCAGAGACAUUUAUUCAUUUUCAAAACAGACAUUUGUUUAUUUUGUAUUUGUGAGAAUUAAGUAUAAGGCCUUAAGCCUCAAUGAAAAAGUAAUACUCAAAUGUUUUGAUCUUUAAUUGGUGCAAUUUUAUUUUAUUUUUUGGAACGCUUACUAUCAGUGUGUCUGCAGAAUUCUUCAGUUCAGUCUUAGAAAUUUGAGCCUUUUUAUCACAUUUAGUAAACAUUUAGUCAAGUCCAGGUCUGCAGUUUAAUUUGCAGAUGUUGCACAAUUUUAUCCAAUUUAUAUUUUUCUCAUUAUUAUUAUUAAUUUUCUGACUGAUUUUCACUGCAUGAGUCCUACAGUUUUCGAGAUAUCAGUAACUAUUCUAACUGGGAUUAUAAACAGCAUUUUGAUUAGACGCAGGUUUUUUGUUAAAACUAACAUAAGUCACAAAAAUAUUUUUUCCAUUAAGAAUGAAUAGGGUGCAAAUCUACUGUUCGUUUGCUUGGCUGAUACUCACUGAUAUAAUAUAUAGCACUUUUAUUGCUAUCAGUAGCAGAGACUGGAUUUCUUUUUUGCCAACUGCAUGUGGCAUGUGUGCUUUAGCUCACAGCUCACAUUCCAAAGAGAGCUCACAUCCCACAAUUGUCUUGUCUUCUUUCUCCCUCUUCUAUCCUAUCUGCCACCAAACUGCAUAUAUUUCUUCACGGAAGAUAACUGAGCUUUAAUUCACAGCCAUACUGACCUGCGCUCAUCUGUUUGUUGUUUUUUUAAUCCCUCAUUUCUCCCAUUCAGCUGUGCAACCACUCUGCUUUUUCUAAAUGAAAUGAACUAUCAAUCGUAUUUUUACUAUUAUUUAAUCAUAAAUCAUUUAUCUAUUGAUUGUAUAACUGUUAGUUUUUUGCUCUCUUUUGUCUUUAAUCUUUAUUCUUUGUUCUCUGACUUUUGCACAGUACUGUAUCUUUUUUGAGUGUGGGCAUUUCUCCAGGUUUUAAUGUUUCAUGUUUAUGUUUGUUCAAGUGAGUAUGUGUAUUUCUAAAGGGGUCUGAAAUUACAAAAAAUCUUUGCAUUUUUGCAUUGUAUUGUAUUAUUUUAUUGUUUAUUUCAUAGAAAAUGACAUUUUACCACUACAGGCAGGUGGGUAGGGGUUUUUGUAAGGGGUCUGUAUGUGCGCAUACCAGUGAACCAGGUGCCACACAAGAAUGUAAAGGUGUCCAUGGCAACAUAGCUUAAAGGAGGAUUAGGCAGACAUAGAGAGCGCUCUGAUUUAUUCUAUCUCUCACGCUUUCUCUUUAAAAUGCAGCACAUGCAUGUGUGUUCACAGUCUCCAUCCCCCACGCUCUCUCUCUCUCUCUCUCUCUCUCUCUCUCUCGCUUACUCACUCCAACACACUUGUUUGGUGCGCUUUAAAUGCAUUGUGUGGAUAUGCUACAGUCAUCGUGAAACGUUUCUGUGUGUGUAACUCAUGAGAAUGUGAUCUAAUGAGAAUUUGAAUGUGAUUUUGUUUCAGUUCACUGUUUCCUCUGCACCUCUUUGUCUAAUUCCAUGAAACAAAUGAAGCACCUAAUCAGCAAAACUGGCUUUCAGUGUUGACAUCUUAGUUCUACAGAAAGUUUAAUGACAUUUAGAAAUCAUCUGCAGGUAUAGGGCUCACUGUUGCCAUGGUAAUAUGCUGGACACCAUUUUCCAUUGCUGGAAAGAGACUGCGUACACUCAGGCCAGCAUCUGUGAGCGCUGUGAAAGCACUCUCAGGCUGCUUUUCCACUGCAGGGCCGAACGGUUCUGAGCACAGAAUGCUUCUAAACCAGACUGGGCCCGUUUAUUUCAGCGUGGCUAGCUAAGCAUACUUUAGGGGCCACAGAAACAUUUGGUGGAAGGACUUUGUGUUGUUGAAAUUCACUGAUUAGCUAGGCUAGGCUAGGCUGGUAGCUGGUGUGCUUAUACUGUGAUAGUGAUGUAGGCGAGGAAGGUACCAAUAUGGGAUCAGAACAGUAGCCAGAAUGCUAAUGCCAUCGUAGUGAUGUUGGAUGAGGCCAGUAGAAGUGUGGGACAAGGCUGGUAGUUAUGGGAAAUGAGGCCAGUAGCCAGCGUGCUAUUUCCAUGGUAGCAAUGAGAGAUGAGGCCAGUAGCAAUAUGGAAUAAGGCUGGUAGCAAUGGAGGAUGAGGCCGGUAGCCAACAUGCUAAUUUCACUGUAGCAAUGGGAGAUGAGGCCAGUAGCAAUGUGGGCUAAGGCUGGUAGUGAUGGGGGACGAGGCCAAUAGCCAGCAUGCUAAUUUCACUGAAGCAAUGGAGGAUGAGGCCGGUAGCCAGCAUGCUAAUUUCACUGUAGCAAUGGGAGAUGAGGCCAGUAGCAAUGUUUGGUAAGGCUGGUAGCAAUGGAGGAUUAGGUCAGUAGCCAGCCUGCUAAUUUCACUGUUGAAAGGGAGGAAGAGGCCGCUUGCCAGUAUGCUAUUUCCAUGGUAGCAAUAGGGAUAAGGCCAGUAGCAAUUUGGAAUAAGGCUGGGAGUGAUGGGGGAUGAGGCUAGUAGUCAGCAUGCUAAUGUCACAGUAGGGAUGUGAGAUUAGGCUGGUAGCCAGCAUGCUAAUGCUACGGUAGAAUUAUGACAUGAGGCUUGUAGCACUAUGAUAGUGAUGCUGUGGAACAGCUGUAUUUAGUUAGUAUGCUCUCUAACACAGGUUAGCACGCUAACUUGCUAACUGUAAAAUCAGGGCAGGAAUGUGAGACCAGGCACAUUCAACAACAUAAUUAAAACGCAUAACUAUUAAAAGAUGCUAUUGACUUCCUGGUCCUGAUUAGCAACACAGCAAACGGAAAAAGAAAUCACAACAUGCAGAAGGAUACAUCGCAGCCAUAGUAAACAAUUGACCCUGUAGCGGAAAAGCAGCAAUACACCUCUAGAAACCUUCACAGCCAUGUGGACUCCCACUGACCCUUUUUUUGAGUCAAGUCUAUGCAAAGAUAACAUGAUUCUGUUUUGUAUUCAACAUGUUGCUUAUUUAAUUAAAAGAUAAACAUAUUGUUAAACAGCUUUAAUUAUGAUAAUGCUGAUUUACAAAAUUUAAGUAUAUUAAUCCUAAAUACAAUGUAUUUUAAAAAAAUAUGGUUUGCAUAUAAUUAUGUUGCUUAAUCUCGCCUUUGGUAUGUACUUCUGUGUGUAUUCAUUACACUGUAGUUUUUCAUGUUUUUAUGUUCAAGGAUGUACAUAUCGUUCUAUAAUUUUCCAUUAUCUCUGUGUUUGGGCACAUGUAUCCGUGUCUGUAAGCCAAAUACUGUAUGCUACAUUAUUUAACUUGUAUAAAGAAAAUAAGAUCUGUUCCUCUAUCUAUUUGUAAAUAAAUUAAAGUAAUUCUGA
Astyanax mexicanus (Mexican tetra) is the source of this 6666-nucleotide messenger RNA. RefSeq names its product neuronal pentraxin-1. Lineage: Eukaryota; Metazoa; Chordata; Actinopteri; Characiformes; Acestrorhamphidae. Bases 522 to 2474 code for a protein of 650 amino acids. The record is from RefSeq and is a predicted model, not a curated record. The transcript is spliced from 6 exons.